CAUAUACUCCUUGGGGACCCUUCUUUCAUGAAUCAACAUCAGGCGGCUUUUCGGUGAUUCUGCUUUGCUCUAUUAGAACUCAGUUCACAGCGAGGCACACGUGCCAAAGUGGAAACUACAUUUCCCAGGAGGCAGCGCAGCGCGCCAACGUGCGCAUGCGUAGAAGGGUCUGCCGCACUGGCCCACGCUUACAAAAAGGGAAAAAGCUUGUGUGGUUCUCGAGGGCCGCCAGUCUAUGAACGGAAGUGUGUUGCGGCCCGCGGACUAAGGAAGUGUUCGAGGACUCGCCUGUUCCCGCCGUUGCAACUCCCAGUGACAGUGUUUCUUUCGCCUGGAACUCUCUGGCGGGCCACACCGUACCAUGGCCCUCGUGUCUGCUGACUCUCGCAUCGCAGAACUUCUCUCGGAGCUCCAUCAGCUAAUCAAGCAAACCCAGGAGGAGCGCUCGCGGAGCGAACACAACUUGGUGAACAUCCAGAAGACCCAUGAGCGCAUGCAGACCGAGAACAAGAUUUCUCCGUAUUUCCGAACAAAGCUGCGCGGCCUCUACACAACUGCCAAGGCUGAUGCGGAGGCCGAGUGCAACAUCCUCCGGAAGGCCCUGGACAAGAUCGCUGAAAUCAAGUCUCUCUUGGAAGAGAGGAGGAUUGCGGCCAAGAUUGCAGGUCUUUACAAUGACUCGGAGCCCCCACGGAAGACCAUGAGGAGAGGGGUGCUGAUGACCCUGCUGCAGCAGUCAGCCAUGACCCUGCCUCUGUGGAUCGGGAAGCCUGGUGACAAGCCCCCACCUCUGUGCGGGGCCAUCCCAGCGUCGGGAGACUAUGUGGCCAAGCCUGGAGACAAGGUUGCUGCACGGGUGAAGGCAAUGGACGGGGAUGAGCAGUGGAUCCUGGCUGAGGUGGUCAGCUACAGCCAUGCCACCAACAAGUAUGAAGUAGAUGACAUUGAUGAAGAAGGCAAAGAGAGACACACACUCAGCCGCCGGCGGAUCAUCCCACUGCCGCAGUGGAAGGCCAACCCUGAGACAGACCCAGAGGCCUUGUUCCAGAAGGAGCAGCUAGUGCUGGCUCUGUACCCACAGACCACCUGCUUCUACCGGGCACUGAUCCACACCCCCCCACAGCGGCCCCAGGAUGACUACUCUGUCCUGUUUGAAGACACGUCCUACGCAGAUGGCUACUCCCCACCUCUCAACGUGGCGCAGAGGUAUGUUGUGGCAUGUAAGGAGCCUAAGAAAAAGUGAAGAAGGCUGGCAGACACGGCCGGCUGCUGCCUGCAGACCUCCAACGACCAAAAGGGAUUUUCUUUGAGCAAAUAAAUACUUAUCCCCACCCAUGACUCCUGGGCCUCACGCCCUCAUCAAAACAAGGCAGCUGGUGU
This is a messenger RNA of Octodon degus (degu), 1380 nucleotides long. RefSeq names its product SAGA complex associated factor 29 (gene Sgf29). Gene Ontology annotation, cellular component: SAGA complex. The transcript has 10 exons. The coding region runs from base 362 to 1243 and encodes 293 amino acids. The record is from RefSeq and is a predicted model, not a curated record. NCBI's taxonomy places the organism in Eukaryota, Metazoa, Chordata, Mammalia, Rodentia, Octodontidae.